Phytophthora infestans T30-4 is the source of this 330-nucleotide messenger RNA. RefSeq lists its product as uncharacterized. The transcript has 2 exons. Bases 1 to 330 code for a protein of 109 amino acids. NCBI's taxonomy places the organism in Eukaryota, Oomycota, Peronosporomycetes, Peronosporales, Peronosporaceae. The record is from RefSeq and is a predicted model, not a curated record.
AUGCCCAUACUAUGGUCAUGUUCGCCCUUCGGCGGAAUUAUUUUCACCAGCAAUCUCAUUUUGCAGAACUUUGUAGUGGCAGACAUCAGCAAUGGUGUCAACAACGUGUAUUUCUAUGACGAACGAGCGCAAGGAAAAGAUGCUAAUGCGCUAUGUAGCUUACGCUUGAACUACCAUCUUUCAAUUAUAUCACGAGCUAAGCACAACGAGGUAGCACCUCCUGAAGUGAGCUUCAGUAUAUUGGACAAUUGUGUGGGGCAGAACAAAUCGAAAGCAGUUUUAAUGUUUUUUUCAUUUCUUUCGGUGAUAUUUCCCUACAAGUUUGAUUGA